Pipistrellus kuhlii (Kuhl's pipistrelle) is the source of this 1754-nucleotide messenger RNA. RefSeq names its product calcitonin receptor (gene CALCR). NCBI's taxonomy places the organism in Eukaryota, Metazoa, Chordata, Mammalia, Chiroptera, Vespertilionidae. The record is from RefSeq and is a predicted model, not a curated record. Gene Ontology annotation, cellular component: plasma membrane; axon. Gene Ontology annotation, molecular function: calcitonin receptor activity; amylin receptor activity. Bases 56 to 1498 code for a protein of 480 amino acids. The transcript is spliced from 11 exons. Gene Ontology annotation, biological process: adenylate cyclase-activating G protein-coupled receptor signaling pathway; positive regulation of cytosolic calcium ion concentration; cell surface receptor signaling pathway.
CCUUUCCUCUACUAAAACUGAUUUAACCGCUCCAAAUGAAAAGGAUACAUUUUUGAUGAGAUUGGGAAAAUGGAAAAUGCGGGUUGCACAAGCCAAAUGCAUAGUCCAAAUUGCAAAGUAUCCCCAACACCAUAGAGAAGGUUUAUUUUGUGAGCGCAUGUGGGAUGGAUGGCUGUGCUGGGAGGAAACACCGGCUGGAAUCACAACCCAUAUGGAUUGCCCAGAUUAUUUCCCCGACUUUGACACAACAGAAAAGGCUGAGAAACACUGUGAAGCAAAUGGAACUUGGGAACUAACUGCUGACAUGAAUGAUACCUUGACUAACUACAGUAUGUGCUAUGCUUUCACUGCUGAAAAAAUGAAGCAUGCAUUCAGGAUGUUCUACCUGGCCAUUUCGGGACACACUUUUUCUCUUACUGCCUUGGUAGCUUCAAUGGUGAUUUUCCUGCUUUUCAAGUCUCUUUCCUGCCAACGGGUCACCAUGCAUAAGCACAUGUUUAUGACUUACAUCCUGAAUUCUAUUGGUGUCCUCGUCUACCUGACCCUAGUGGUCCCCAAUAAUGACUACGUGAACUCGGAUCCAGUGAGCUGCAAGGUUCUGAACUGCAUCAACAACUACCUGAUGCUCUGCAAUUAUUUCUGGAUGCUCUGCGAAGGGAUCUUUCUGCACCGGCUCCUUGUGGUGAACGUGUUCAAUGCGGGAAAGACGCUGAAGUGGUAUUACCUCUUGGGCUGGGGGUCCCCCGUGCUGCCAACCAUAGCCCAUGCUAUUGCUAGAGUGAAGAUAUUCAAUGACAGCUGCUGGAUGAGCAUGGAAACCGCUCUGGUUUACAUCAUCCAUGGCCCUAUCAUGGGCGCCCUGACGAUCAACUUCUUCAUUCUGCUCCACAUCCUCUACGUGCUCGUGAAGAAGAUUAGGAAUGACGGCCAUCAUGAUGUCCUGCGGUACCUGAAGGCAGUGAAGGCCACUCUGGUCCUGGUGCCCCUGCUGGGAAUCCAGUUCGUCAUUUUCCCCUGGAGGCCUCACACCAAGACUCUGGCCCUGGUCUAUGACUACGUGAUGCACUUUCUGAGCCACUUCCAGGGAUUCUUCGUUGCCGUGAUUUACUGCUUCUACAACUCUGCCGUGCAAGAAGUCGUGAUGCGCCGUGUGCAAGUGUUCAGGACCCGCUGGAACCAGCGCCGCGAAGGGUACGCCUUACGCCGGCAGAAUUACAAUAUGUUGCUGGCAGCUCUGGCUGCAGCUGCGGCUGCAACCAAUGCUGAUCCUGACGAUAUCCCUGAUUGCAUCUGCCAUAGAGAGCGGAGGAUCCGGGCAGCUGCCAACAACCGGAGGAACAACGAGCUGGAGAUGAACAACAACCCGGAGAUGAUGAACAACGACGACGAGGAGCUGAAUGACAACGACAUCCAAUACGAAGUGGAAGCCGAAAUCGAAUUCCGUAAUGGCGUGGAGAUUCAUGACAUCAUCCCGAUGGAAAUCUUUGAGCGGGAGUAAAGCACUAAGAUGUAGGGCCAGUCCAAUAUCGUGAUCUCUGAGACUUCAUCCCCUGGGAGAAAGCCCACCCAUGCUUUUCAAGUGAUCACCACCCUCCCAGGCGUCAGAUAUUUCAUUCGUGAACAGUUGUGUUCAGUGGUUUUAUCCAUAGUGAAUCCGAAGGCUGUUCUUCUUGGUACUAUUGCUAUGGGAGACAGUCUAAGGAAUGGAGUCUCCCACUGCCAACACUUGUAAAUUCCACCUUUCAUCUAGGACU